This is a messenger RNA of Melitaea cinxia (Glanville fritillary), 6582 nucleotides long. RefSeq names its product E3 ubiquitin-protein ligase UBR1 (gene Ubr1). The transcript is spliced from 28 exons. NCBI's taxonomy places the organism in Eukaryota, Metazoa, Arthropoda, Insecta, Lepidoptera, Nymphalidae. Gene Ontology annotation, cellular component: cytoplasm; ubiquitin ligase complex. Gene Ontology annotation, biological process: protein ubiquitination; ubiquitin-dependent protein catabolic process via the N-end rule pathway. The coding region runs from base 16 to 5346 and encodes 1776 amino acids. The record is from RefSeq and is a predicted model, not a curated record. Gene Ontology annotation, molecular function: ubiquitin protein ligase activity; zinc ion binding.
GAGAGUUAAGCGGAGAUGGGUACACCGCCGCCGAUGCAGGUGGACCUCGCGGUCGGCGAAGAGUCCAUGGAGGAUGACGCCGCGGACAUGAUACCGGCAGCUCGAUUCACGAUGCCGGCGCUCGCCGACGCCGUCGUGGAACUUUGGAGAGCGAAGAUGGCUGCCGGGGUCCUCGCUCCGUCACACUUUCAGGACCACUGGCGGCUUAUCGUGCCCAGGAUAUAUUCGCCACAACCCAAUAGGACUUGUUUAGAUUGGUCUUUCGAUGAGGAGAUGGCGUUCAAGCUACUAAUACAGCCUCUGGAGCAGUUUGUCUGGGGAGUAGAAGACAGUUCUCAACCGCCGCCGCCCCGACGGUCAACGUUAUGUGGCCGUGUGUUCAAACAGGGCGAGCCGGCGUACAGUUGUAGGGAGUGUGGCAUGGAUAAUACGUGCGUCCUAUGCGUGGAGUGUUUCAAGGUGUCAGCUCACAGGCACCACAAGUACAAGAUGGGCCAGUCCGGGGGAGGGGGCUGCUGUGACUGCGGGGACACGGAGGCGUGGAAGAAGGACCCCUUCUGUGAACUACACGCGGCUCCGGAGAACGAGGAGCAGGCUCAAGCCAGCAUCAGUCCGGAAGUGCUGGAGCGAAUGAAGAUCGUAGCAUCCGUGUGUUUGUCCUACUGCUUCCGUCUACUCACGCUCGACCACGCGCCCGGACUGCCCAGUGACUUGAUAUUAAAAGAUACUGAAAAAGAUUUACUGCAAAUUCUAGAUCAACCGGAUUGUUACUGUACUGUUCUGUACAACGAUGAAACUCAUACUUUCGAACAGGUGAUAACGACCCUGAACCGCGUAAUGAAAUGCAGCCACCGCGACUCGGUGGAGCUGGUCAGUCUCAUCGACCGCGAGGGGCGCGCGCUCGUCAAGUGUAACUCCUUCCAACUGUGCGAUAAGCUCAAGACGGACAUCGAGAUCCGGCGGUCCAUGUUCGAAAGGUUCACGUCCCGGCACGGGCCCGCGCUGAAGGUGCUCGUGAUGCACGCGCACGUCGUGGCGCACCAGAUCUUCGCGAUGAAGCUGCUCACGUGGCUGCAGAACUUCGUGAGCCAGGAGCAGAGCCUGCGCCUGGUCGUGAGCCAGGUGGCGCUGGCGGAGGGGGCGGGCCCGCCGGGCGUGGCGGCCGGCGUCAUGCAGAACGACUGCCGCAUGUGGAAGGCGGCGCGCGCGGCCUGGCACCGCCUACUCAUCGCCACCACGCUCAUGGACUACUCCACCAAGCGCGCCAUGGCCGUCCUCUUCACCAAGAACUAUGGUUCGAUCCUCAAGGACUUCAUCCGAGACGACCACGACCACUCGUUCUCGAUCUCCUCGCUGUCGGUGCAGCUGUACACCACGCCCACGCUGGCGCACCACCUCAUCGCGCAGCACGACGCGCUCUUCGUGGUCAUGAACACCUUCGUGAGCGAGUGCACGCGCCGCUGCAAUGCCGAGGGUCGUCUCGAAUUCGACAGAAACCACGUUUCGACGGGUUUCAAACGUGCUCAGUUCGUACUUUAUGAUGUUAAGUACCUCUUGGGGUCUGUGCCGACAACUUUUGACGAUGAUCUUCGAAAGGGCUUCCUGCACGGUUUGUCACUGAUGCUCAAUUUGCUAGUGAUGAUGCAGGGCAUGGAUUCCGUUGUGAGACAAGUCGGGCAGCACAUGGAGUACGAACCCGAGUGGGAGUCCGCUUUCAACCUACACGUGAAGCUGGCUCACAGCAUCACUCUGGCCCUUGAGUGGUGCAGCGCAGAGCGCUCCCUCGCCGCCACCGCCUACCGCAUGGCGCUGCGCCGGCACGCGGACACGUGCGCCGCGCGCGCGCACGAGCUGAGGGAGCUGGGCGGCCAGAGCGCGUCGGUGAUCCCGUACGACGUGUCCCGCGAGCCGGUGUCGGUGCACCGGCCUCUGUCCCGGUUCCUGGCCGGCCUGCACCUGCAGCUGCACCGGCACGGCCUGUCCUACCACAGCCGGGAGUUUGACCGCCCCGACGCGCCCAGACCCUCGCCAGAGGAACUCAUCGAGCCGGUGCUGCGCACGAUGGCCAUGAUCGCGCAGGUGCACGCGGGCAUGUGGCGCCGCAACGGGUUCGCGCUGCUCAACCAGCUGUACUUCUACCACAACGUCAAGUGCCGCGCCGAGAUGUUCGACCGCGACGUCGUCAUGCUGCAGAUCGGUGCAUCACUAAUCGAAAGUAAUGAGUUCAUAAUACACGUUCUAAACAAGUUCAACCUUCUCGAAUGGGCAGCGGCUGAUUUCGAGAAGAAGACCAUAGAGGAUGAUACCCUAAGACAUACCAUCAGCAUGGUCGAAGAGUUCCUGAGUCUGCUCAUAACAAUUGUGGGUUCCCGAUACGUGCCCGGAGUAGGCGAGGUGACCGACGAGGACAGAACCAAGAAAGAAAUCAUACAGAUGCUAUGUGUCAAACCUAUGCCUCACUCGGAACUCAACCGCUCCCUUCCCGAGGAUCAGUUGCACGAGACAGGACUCGAAGCGGUGAUCCACGAAGUGGCAGACUUCGUGAAGCCGACGGGUGGUAACAAUCGCGGCGUGUACAAAUUGAAGCCGCACUUGUACGACGAGUACGACACUUUCUUCUACCACUACACCAGAGAGGAGCUGUCUAGGAGUGAGGAGGAACAAAGAAACAGGCGGAAAGCUGCUGGUUUGCCGGAGUGCUGCCCUCCUCCCCCCCUCCCGAAGCUGGCUCCCCCCUUCAGACUGCUCGCCAACCUGCUGCAGUGUGACGCCGCGCUGCACGUGCUGCGGUGCGUGCUGGAGAGGGCGCUAGACUUGCGCGCGAGGUCCUUCUCUGAGCCGCAAGUGCAUAAGGCGCUUCACUUGAUCGGCUACGCGCUGCGCGACGAGGAGAGCGGCCACUACGAGUUCCUGGCGUUCGCCGAGAGCGCGGCGCGGAGCGGGCUGCUGGCGCUGCUGCGGCGCCUCGCCGUCUGCCCGCGCGUGGACGCGCACCGCGCGCUGGCGCGCUGGCUGCUGCAGCGCAUGCGUCUGCUACUCGGACAGAACGACGAAGGCUUUGGAGACAUAGAAAAUAUGGAGACAGACGAGGACGUGAAACCACCAGUGGACAAUACAGCUGAUGCUGAGAAAGCUCGUCGUGCAAAGCUAGCGGCAGAAAGACGCGCGAAAGUGAUGGCACAAAUGAAGGCUCAAAUGAACAACUUCAUAUCCAACAAUGCUACACUGUUCCAAGAGACUACGACUGAGGCGACGGAAGAAGAAAAGAAACAAGAUUUACUACCUUUGUAUCGCGGCGCCGCGUUGGGCGUCUGGGGCGGUGGUGUCAGUGAGCCGCCCAGGGUCUGCAUUAUGUGCCAGGAAGACGCGCGCGUGGAGGCGACGUCGGAACCGCUGGUGCUGGUAGCGUUCGCGCAGCACUCCAGCGUGCUGAGCCGGUGCGGCGCCGGCGGUGAGCCGUGGCGCUGCGCCUGGCCGCCCGCCGGCCUGGGCGCGCAGCCGCACGUGUCGUGCUGCGGCCACGCGCUGCACGCGCGCUGCUGGCGCAAGUACGUGGACGGCGUGCUCGACCGGGAGAAGCUGAGACCCUACCGCAUCCGGCAGCCGGCCGCGUUCGACGUAGAAAAGAAAGAGUAUUUGUGCCCGCUGUGCGAACGACUGUGUAACACGGCGCUGCCAUUGAUACCGGCGCCGGCGUUACCCUCGCGUCCUCCACCGCCUCUCAGCGAGACCGUCUUCAGUGACGCCGUCGACCUCAUACUGAAGCUGAAACACCAGGUGUGCUCGGAGCCCGUGCACGUGUGCUCGGAGUACUGCGAGGACAUGCACUGCCGCGCGCGCGCGCGCAGCGUGGGCGCCGCGUCGUCGUCGGAGGACGAGUCGGCGGACGAGGCGGAGGUGUACGUGUCCACGCACGCCGAGACGCUGCUGCCGCCCGAGCUGCUGGCGCACUUCGGCGCGCCGCCGCCGCCGCUGCACCGCGACACGCAGGCGCUGCUCGAGGACUUCGCCAAGAUGCUCCCAGGAAUUUGUGGACUGUCAGAGUCAGGUGGCAUGGUGUCCGUGGCGGCUUUGUACCGUGCGACCUCGUACACAAUCAUGAGUACCAACGCAGUACUUCAAGCUGAACAUCGACCACUGCUCGGCGAUUUGCCUUCUAGACAUCGAGAUGCGUUACAAGCGCUCAUACGUCUCGCUGCCAUCGUACCUAGUACUUGGCCCUCACCCAGACACAUCUCUCAUCACGCUCUGAGCACAUUAGCUACCCUGGAAAAAACCUCACCCCUGACACAUGAAGUGUUCGGAACUCUAGUCGCCCUAGUCCUAGCCGCUCCGUCCUUAUUUUGCAAAACCGCAGGUCCUGCUCGACCGACCCACUUAGCGAGACAAAUAACAUUAGAAGCUUUUAGAGCGACUCUAACCAGAGCAAUGAUAGCCAUUGACGUCACGUCCUGCACCAGUGAAUCAAUGGACGGCGCCGAACAGACUAUGAAACCAGAUUUUGAGAACCUAUUACCGUUUAUGAAGGAACUUCGAAGAGGAAAACUCGAAACGGAAAAUUUAAGUGCGAAUGAAGUCUGGGAAAGUAUAAAGGGACAGUGCCAUAACUUUUUAAGGUGCUGCUGUCUGUUCUACCACUUCUUGAGUGAUAUUCAGCCGCCCACUGAACUGACGGCCGUCGCAGGAGACACUUGGGAUACGAUGUGCGGAUAUCUAGACCUGCCUAGUACGUUUAAAGAUCUCAUUGACAACCCGUUGGCUAGAAAGAAAGCCCUCGCUUGGUCGGAACUUUCGAGCGACUGGUUUAACGGCGAACUAACUCCCAAAGUAGUCUUAGAGCCCAGUGAACCUCCGCGACUUAUUACAUUACCAGACGACUUUUCAGAGUUAAUGAAUGUCGUUUCUGAGUUUUCAUGCCCAAAUUCUGAAAGAGAAGAUAGUAAGAACCCGACCAUGUGCCUCGUCUGCGGGCAGAUACUGUGCUCGCAGAGUUACUGCUGCCAGAUUGAGAUACGCAAGAGCGGCCGCAGCGGCGGCAAGGAGCUGGUGGGCGCCGUGGUGGCGCACGCGCUGAGCUGCGGAGCCGGCGCCGGCGCCUUCCUGCGCGUGCGCGAGUGCGAGCUGCUGCUGCUGGCGGCGCCCGCGCGCGGGGCCAUGCUGCCCGCGCCCUACCUCGACACCUACGGCGAGACCGACCAGGGCCUGCGGCGCGGCAACCCGCUGCGCCUGUGCCCCGCGCGCUACGAGCAGCUGCGCGCGCUGUGGCUCAGCCACGGCAUCCACGAGCGCAUCGCGCGCGGCCUCGACACCAACAUGCUGGUCACCACCGCCUGGCAGAACAUGUGAGCGCGCCGGCUGCGCUCGCCUCGGACUCCGCUACGUCCCCGCCCGUGACGUCGGACCCGCGGACGUGCGCGUGCGUGUCAUAGCGAGAAGCAAAAGUGAUCGGAUUCGGUGAAUGUUCGUUGUAAUAAUCGACUAAGUUUGGAAUGAUGAGCUGACUCGUAUUCGCCUGUCGAUUUUGACGCAGCUACGGAAAUUAUGCGGCACUAUAAACUAUUUGAAAUUAUAGUUAUAGUUAUUUGACAUGAUUUCAAACAUUUGUAUGUAAAAAAUGAUGUUAGUUAACGAAACCGUCGUCUCGAGUUCUACGUGUAAUCUCAUCGAUAAGAAAAUAGUUUUACUCUCGUUAGGUUUCCGUGGCUGCGUCGAUUUGUGGCAAAAAAUAUAUAUAUAAAUUAUAUAUUAUAUUCAUAUAUUUUAUUCGAUAUUUUUCAUUCAACGCGGUUUUGUAAAGAAAUAUUUGACAGAAAAUCGCACACACAUGUCCCUGUUACCGAGACGAAUAUACAAUUUUGUAGAUCUCUCACGAUUACCAAAUAGUUGAUUUUAUAAAUUUCAAGAUAAUAACGUUGGAUCUGUGAUAAGCCGAGAGGGCUUCUGACGUACACGUGCGUGCGUACUCGUAGUAAAUAUUUUUCAAAGGGUUAGUUUAGACUGUUAGUAUUAAUUUAUUAAUUAAGUCUUGAUUUUUUUUUUAAAUAUCGCCGUUUUAUAAUUAGAUGAAAUAUAAAACUGAGUCGAAUGUCACUUGAAAAGUUUUUUUGGAACCUAAUAUUGUAUUUUGAUAUAAAGUUAAGAUUUAAAAUUUUCGAGUUGCCUGCGUCGUUAAGAUAGUUGUUGCACAGAUUAAUGAAUAGCUGUCAAAUAUUUAAUAUAGUUACAAAAUAUGCAAUAUUUCUCCCUUUUCGUCGUACACGGGAUAUGAAUAAAAUUCAUUAAAGAAGUGAUCUUUGAUUAUUAUUUGUUUAAUAAGAUGCUCUCGAAAAUACGGUUGUAAAUGUGAAAUUAUUAUAAUUAAAUGUAUUUAUAAUAUUUUUGUAAUUAACGUGUGUCUCACGCCGCUGUUAUAUUUUUUUUUUUAAAUUUCGUUUGCAGCUAAAAAAUUAACAUGAAGUUUUUGUUCGUAAAAGAUAUUUUAACGCACAAAGUUCAUCGCUUACAAGUAAUGUGUGAUAAUUGUAAGAUCGAAUACUUUGUCACGUGUUUUCAAAUAAAAUUUAUUGCUUUAUUCGUUUUUAA